Molecule: messenger RNA, 2214 nt
Organism: Humulus lupulus (European hop)
Lineage: Eukaryota; Viridiplantae; Streptophyta; Magnoliopsida; Rosales; Cannabaceae
Exons: 3
Coding region: 1-2214 (737 amino acids)
Source: RefSeq, a predicted model, not a curated record
AUGCAUAUGAUUGAAGAGCUUAAAGAGUUAUGGGAUGGAGUCAAUGCAUAUGAUUUGUAUGGUCAAUGCAUGUUUAAACUUCGAGCUGCAGUCUUGUGGACAAUUAGUGAUUUUCCUGCUUAUGCAUACUUGUCUGGGUGGGGCACUGCUGGUAAAUUAGCAUGUCCAGUUUGUCUUGAAGGUACAAGAUCUAGAAGAAUAACUGACAAACAAUGUUUCAUGGGAUAUCGAUGUUAUUUGAAAAGAAACCAUUCUUGGAGAAAAAGUAAAGAAUAUGAUGGAUCUACUGAAUUACGUGGCCCUCCUAGAACUUUUACUGGUGACGACAUUUUAAAGAAAUUGGAUGAAAUUCCUAUUCAUACCCAUGGUAAAGCACCAAGUAAUUCUUCUAGAAAAUGUAAGCGUGGAGAGAAAGAGCUGAAUUGGUGUAAAAGAAGUGUUUUGUUUGAAUUGCCAUACUGGUCAAAGCUCUUGCUGCGUUACAAUCUUGCUGUGAUGCAUAUAGAGAAAAAUGUAUGUGAUAACAUUAUUGGAACACUUUUAGACAUUGAAGGUAAAUCGAAAGACACUUUAAAAUCUCGUGAGGAUUUACAAAAUUUUAAUAUUCAUGAAGAGCUUUGGCUGAAGAAGGACCUAUCUAAUAACAAGCUUGAAAAACCUUAUGCUAGUUACACUUUGACGAGAGAAGAAUGCAAAGAUUUUUGUAAAUUCAUUCAAAGUGUUAGAUUACCGGAUGGAUAUGCUUCAAAUAUUAGUCGAUGUGUAACAGAUAAUGACAAACUAGGAGGAAUGAAAACUCAUGAUUGUCAUGUUUUACUUCAUAAGAUAUUACCAGCUGCAUUACUUCCUUUUCUGACAGACAACAUUCGUGGUACUUUGAUUGAACUCUGCCAAUUCUUUCAAAAAAUCUGUGCAAAAACAUUACAAAUUUUUUACAUAGAAGAAUUGAGCGAUGGAAUUGUAAUAAUUUUGUGCAAGUUGGAAAAGAUAUUUCCCCCAUCAUUUUUUACCAUAAUGGUUCAUCUUUGUGUUCACCUACCCGAUCAAGUGUUAUUAGGUGGUCCAGUUGCUUCGAGAUGGAUGUUUGGGACAGAACUCCAUAUGGGUUUGUACAAGAAAUAUGUGAGAAACAUGUCUCGGCCUGAUGGUUCAAUAGCAGAAGCUUUUGUUGUAGAUGAAGAUGUAACUUUCUUGUCAAGAUAUGUUUCUAACAUAGAGACAAGAUUCACAAGACCCGAGCGUAAUUGGGAUAUACCUUCUCCAAAUCAUAAGUUAGAUUUUUUCAACUCCAACGGUCGUCCAUUAGGGGCAUCUACUAUCAAAUUGCUUCAAAAUGGAGACAAGUCGUUUAAUGAUCUUUCAGAUUCAGAAGUUGCCUUAGAGCACAAAGAACAAUUUCCUUCUUGGUUUAAGAAUAAAGUGUCUCAAAUGCGAGUUCAAAAAUCACCUCUUGCCAAUGAUGAUUUGUACUCUUUAUCUCAAGGUCCACUUGAACGGUACAACACCUACCAAAGUUGUAUUGUAAAUGGUGUUCGAUUUCGAUGUAAAGAGCAUGAAGAUACUCUUAAGACACAAUGUUCUAGAAUUUGCACUGAAGGUGAUCAUGACAAUAUUAAUAUCCUAUACUAUGGUGUCUUGAUUGAGAUUUUUCAGUUGUCAUUCGUUUUAGAUUGGAAGGUGUUCUUAUUUCGUUGCAAGUGGUAUAAUUCUAAUCCAAAAGGUAGAUCAAUUGUUGUGGAUCAUAAUUUGACUUCCAUCAAUACAUCUACUGAUUGGUAUUCUAAUGAACCAUUUAUCUUGGCAACUCAAGCACAACAAGUUUUCUAUUUGCUUGAUAUGAAGCGUGGUUCAAAUUGGCGGAUUGUUCAAAAAGUAAAUCAUCGAUCUAUUUAUGACAUUCCUGAAAUUAUGGAAGAGACAGUAAAUAAUGAUGUGUUUCAAGAAGAAGAAUCAUUUCAAUUGCCACCUUUUCAACCAACUGAGGAUUUCAUUGAAAGUUUGUCUUUAGUUCGAUUAGAUGUUCCAUCUGUAACUCUUUCAGACCAACUUGUUGUUGAUUUAUUUUUAAACCAAAAUCAAAAUGUUGACAAGGAUAGUGACUUAGAUGAAGAUUUUGAAGAAGGAAAUAGAUUCUCUAAUAAUGAAACAUUUCUCUCAAGUGAUGACACCAAAAGUUAUAAAGAAUCAAAAUGUGAUGAUGAUGCAGAUUCUUAA